Quercus robur (English oak) is the source of this 6805-nucleotide messenger RNA. Its product is annotated as protein MOR1. Gene Ontology annotation, molecular function: microtubule plus end polymerase activity; microtubule plus-end binding. Lineage: Eukaryota; Viridiplantae; Streptophyta; Magnoliopsida; Fagales; Fagaceae. The transcript has 54 exons. The record is from RefSeq and is a predicted model, not a curated record. Bases 245 to 6358 code for a protein of 2037 amino acids. Gene Ontology annotation, cellular component: kinetochore; spindle pole; centrosome. Gene Ontology annotation, biological process: microtubule polymerization; mitotic spindle organization; establishment or maintenance of microtubule cytoskeleton polarity.
AAAAACACCGGGCUACCCUUCAUCUCUCUUUCUUUCUCUCUCUCUCUCUCUAUACUCAAGUUAUCUGAUCUCGCCGGCACUCGGCAGAGACACUAAAAAUAAACACACAAAAAAGAGAGAAAUUUUAGGAAAGCGAGUUUCUCAUUCCUCAUACCUUCCUCUCUCUCUGCAUUUUCCAUAGAUCGAUUAAUAUUGGUCAGUACAACCAACACAGUAAAAUAAGCCAAAAAGCGAGAAAACAAAAAUGUCUGAGGAAGAGAAAUUGUUGAAGGAGGCGAAGAAAUUGCCUUGGGAAGAUCGAUUGCUACACAAGAACUGGAAGGUCAGGAACGAAGCCAAUAUCGACUUGGCCGCGCUAUGCGAUUCCAUCGCAGAUCCCAAGGACUCUCGCCUUCGCGAUUUCGGUCCGCUUUUCAAGAAGACUGUUGCGGAUUCCAAUGCGCCGGUGCAAGAGAAGGCGCUCGACGCUUUGAUUGCGUUUUUACGAGCUGCCGAUUCCGAUGGCGCUAGGUAUGCCAAGGAAGUAUGCGAUGCAAUUGUGGCGAAAUGCCUCACUGGAAGGACGAAGACAGUGGAGAAAGCUCAGGCGGCAUUCAUGCUUUGGAUAGAAUUGGAGGCAGUCGACCAGUUUUUGGAUGCAAUGGAGAAAGCAAUAAAGAACAAAGUUGCCAAAGCUGUUGUGCCUGCAAUCGAUGUUAUGUUUCAAGCCUUGAGUGAAUUUGGAGCAAAAGUUGUUCCCCCAAAGAGAAUUCUGAAGAUGCUACCUGAACUCUUUGACCAUCAAGAUCAAAAUGUUCGUGCAUCCUCUAAAGGACUGACUCUUGAGCUAUGUCGUUGGAUUGGGAAAGAUCCUGUAAAAUCAAUACUCUUUGAAAAAAUGCGGGAUACAAUGAAAAAAGAGCUGGAGGCUGAACUUGUAAAUGUUACGGUCACAGCUAAGCCAUCUCGCAAAAUAAGAUCUGAACAAGAUAAAGAGCCAGAGCAGGAAGCUAUAUCUGAAGUUGUGGGCCCUGGUCCGACUGUAGAAUCUUCAGAUGAUGCUCCGCAAGAAAUAGACGAGUAUGAGCUUGUUGACCCUGUUGAUAUAUUGACUCCUCUUGAGAAGUCUGGAUUUUGGGAUGGAGUGAAAGCUACCAAAUGGUCAGAACGAAAGGAGGCUGUAGCGGAACUUACCAAGCUUGCCUCAACGAAAAGAAUAGCACCUGGUGAUUUUACAGAAGUUUGUCGAACAUUGAAGAAGCUUAUUACGGAUGUGAACAUUGCUGUUGCAGUUGAAGCUAUUCAAGCUCUUGGCAAUCUUGCCCGUGGUCUUAGAUCGCAUUUUUCUGGGAGUUCACGCUUUUUAUUGCCAAUUCUUCUUGAAAAACUGAAAGAGAAGAAGCCUACAUUGACGGAAGCACUUUCUCAAACUCUCCAAGCAAUGCACAAGGCUGGGUGCUUAAAUCUUGUUGACAUUGUUGAAGAUAUUAGGACUGCAGUAAAAAACAAAGUGCCUUUGGUGCGAUCUCUAACCUUGAACUGGGUUACAUUUUGUAUUGAAACAAGCAACAAGGCUGUUGUUCUAAAGGCGCACAAGGAUUAUGUACCCAUCUGUAUGGAGAGCCUCAAUGACGGGACCCCUGAUGUGAGGGAUGCAGCCUUUUCAGCCUUGGCAGCAAUGGCUAAGUUGGUUGGCAUGAGGCCUUUGGAAAGGUCAUUGGAGAAACUUGAUGAUGUUCGGAGAAAGAAGCUUUCUGAAAUGAUUGUGGGUUCUGAAGCUGGUGUGUCCACUAAUACGAGCUUAGUCACAGUCCAAACUUCAGGUGGAAGCAUGCCCUCUUCAGUGGCUUCCGAAGGUGCAUUUGUGAGAAGGUCAGCAGCUAGCAUGCUUAGUGGGAAGAGGCCUGUCCAGGCAGCUCCUGCUAUAAAGAAGGGUGGCUCUGUAAAACCGGGUGCUAACAAGAAAAGUGAUGGAACUGGACAACAAAAAUCUUCCAAACCAAUUGAGCCUCCUGAAGACAUUGAGCCAGCAGAAAUGAGCCUUGAAGAGAUUGAAAGCAGAUUAGGUUCUAUUCUACAGGCAGACACUGUUUCUCAAUUGAAGAGCACUGUAUGGAAAGAACGACUUGAGGCAAUUUCCUCAUUGAAACAACAAGUGGAAGGUUUACAGGGCCUUGACCAAUUUGUAGAGAUUUUGAUUCGUUUACUUUGUGCUGUGCCGGGUUGGAGUGAAAAAAAUGUUCAGGUUCAGCAACAGGUUAUUGAAGUUAUUACUUACAUAGCUUCUACAGCGAAAAAGUUUCCAAAGAAAUGUGUAGUACUUUGCUUGUUGGGUAUAAGCGAACGGGUAGCAGAUAUCAAGACCCGUGCUUAUGCCAUGAAAUGCCUUACUACUUUCUGUGAAGCAGUAGGUCCGGGCUUUAUUUUUGAAAGACUUUACAAAAUCAUGAAGGAGCACAAGAAUCCUAAGGUUCUCAGUGAAGGAAUAUUGUGGAUGGUGUCAGCUAUUGAGGACUUCGGUGUAUCACAUUUGAAACUUAAGGAUUUAAUUGAUUUCUGUAAAGAAACUGGACUACAGUCUAGUGCGGCUGCCACUAGAAAUUCUACAAUUAAGCUAUUGGGCAUUGUGCAUAAAUUUGUUGGUCCAGAUAUUAAAGGGUUUCUUACGGAUGUUAAACCUGCACUGCUUAGUGCGCUUGAUACUGAGUAUGAAAAGAAUCCCUUUGAGGGUGCUUCUGCAGCUCCAAAGAGGACUGUUAGGGCAUCUGAGUCCAAUUCGUCUGUAUCAGUUAGUGGGCUCGAUGGCCUGCCACGUGAAGAUAUCAGUGGAAAGAUCACCCCUGUGCUACUUAAGAGCUUGGAAAGUACUGAUUGGAAGGUUCGUUUGGAGUCAAUUGAAGCCGUGAAUAAGAUUUUGGAAGAGGCAAAUAAGCGAAUUCAACCAACUGGAACAGUUGAGUUAUUUGGGGCCCUUAAAGGGCGUCUAUUGGACAGCAACAAAAAUUUAGUCAUGGCGACCUUAACGACUAUUGGUAGUGUUGCCUCUGCAAUGGGACCAGCUGUUGAGAAGUCCAGCAAGGGCAUUCUGUCAGAUGUUUUGAAAUGUCUUGGUGACAAUAAGAAGCAUAUGAGAGAAUGCACUUUGACUACCUUAGAUUCCUGGCUUGGUGCUGUUCAUCUUGAUAAAAUGGUUCCUUACAUCACAGCAGCAUUGACAGACACAAAGCAUGGGACAGAGGGGCGUAAGGAUCUUUUUGAUUGGUUGACGAGGCAACUCUCUGGAUUAAGUGAUUUUUCUGAUGCAAUACAUCUGUUGAAACCAGCAUGUUCUGCUAUGACGGAUAAAUCAUCAGAUGUUCGAAAGGCGGCAGAGACAUGCAUUAAUGAAAUUUUGAGAGUUAGUGGACAAGAGACGGUUGAAAAGAUUCUUAAAGAUCUACAUGGACCAGCUUUGGCUCUUGUUCUUGAACGGCUGAAACCUGGUGGGGCUUUCCAAGAAUCCUUUGAUUCAGCGAAAGCAAUUUCAAUGGGGCCAACAUCCAAAUCCAGCUCAAGGGUUGGAAAAUCUACUUCAAAUGGUGUAAUGAAGCCUGGAAACAGAGCUAUGUCCUCGAGAGUCGUUGCAACGAAGGGGUCAAGGACAGAGCUAUUGUCUGUUCAAGAUAUAGCUGUCCAGUCACAGGCAUUGUUAAAUGUCAAGGACUCAUCUAAGGAGGAUCGGGAGAGAAUGGUAGUUCGUAGGUUCAAGUUUGAAGAGCCACGUAUAGAACAGAUUCAAGAUCUUGAGAAUGAUAUGAUGAGGUACUUCAGAGAAGAUUUACACAGGCGGCUUCUAAGUACAGAUUUUAAGAAGCAAGUGGAUGGGCUUGAGAUGCUGCAGAAGGCGCUUCCAUCCAUGACAAAGGAAAUUAUUGAAGUUUUGGAUAUACUUCUGAGGUGGUUUGUGUUGCAGUUCUGUAAAUCGAACACAACAUGCCUUUUGAAGGUGUUAGAAUUUCUUCCCGAACUUUUUGAUACCUUGAGGGAGGAGGCCUACUCUUUGACUGAAUCUGAAGCAGCCAUAUUUCUUCCAUGCUUAGUUGAGAAGUCAGGGCAUAAUAUUGAGAAAGUACGAGAAAAAAUGCGGGAGCUGACCAAACAGAUUGUAAACAUAUAUUCUGCAUCAAAAAGUUUCCCUUAUAUUUUGGAGGGUUUGCGAUCAAAGAACAACCGUACUCGGAUAGAGUGUGCUGAUCUUGUUGGAUUCAUCAUUGAUCAUCAUGGAGUUGAGAUUAGUGGGCAAUUAAAAUCAUUGCAAAUUGUUGCGGGCUUGACUGCAGAACGAGAUGGUGAAAUUAGGAAAGCAGCAUUAAAUACGCUGGCUACUGGCUAUAAGAUUCUUGGUGAGGACAUAUGGAGAUAUGUCGGGAAGCUAACAGAUGCGCAGAGAAGCAUGCUAGAUGAUAGAUUUAAGUGGAAGGUUCGAGAGAUGGAAAAGAAGAAGGAAGGUAGGCCUGGUGAAGCUAGAGCUGCUUUAAGGCGUUCUGUCAGGGAGAAUGGGUCUGUACCUGCUUUUAAUGCUUGGAUGUCUGAUGUGGCAGAGCAAAGUGGGGAAGUUUCACGAUCUGUUUCAGGCCCAAUAAUUACAAGUUCCAGGAAAAACUAUGGCCAUACUGAACUUCUCGUGGACCAACAGUUGUUGCCCCAUACCCUUGCUAGUGCCAAUGGCCCCACAGACUGGAACGAAGCUCUGGAAAUCAUUUCUUUUGGUUCUCCUGAGCAGUCUGUUGAAGGAAUGAAAGUUGUGUGUCAUGAGUUGGCACAAGCCACUAGUGAUCCAGAUGGCAGUGCAAUGGAUGAACUUGUGAAGGAUGCAGAUAGGCUGGUUUCUUGCUUGGCUACCAAGGUAGCAAAGACUUUUGACUUCAGUCUGACCGGCGCCUCUUCAAGGUCUUGUAAAUAUGUCCUGAACACGCUCAUGCAGACGUUUCAAAAUAAAAGACUUGCUCAUGCUGUCAAUGAGAGCACUCUUGACAGUCUCAUCACUGAGCUUCUGCUUUGGCUUUUGGAUGAAAGGGUUCCCCAUAUGGAUGAUGGAAGCCAACUCCUCAAAGCUUUGAAUGUUUUGAUGCUUAAGAUUCUGGAUAAUGCGGAUCGAACUUCAUCAUUUGUUGUCCUGAUUAAUCUCUUAAGCCCUUUGGAUCCCUCAAGAUGGCCUUCACCUGCAUCAAAUGAGUCCCUUGCUUCAAGAAAUCAGAAGUUCUCUGAUUUGGUUGUUAAAUGCUUAAUCAAACUUACAAAGGUUCUUCAAAGCACUAUAUAUGAUGUUGAUCUUGAUCGCAUCCUUCAAAGCAUCCAUUUAUACUUGCAAGACUUGGGGAUGGAAGAAAUCAGGAGGAGAGCUGGUGCUGAUGACAAACCGUUACGAAUGGUGAAAACUGUUCUUCAUGAACUAGUGAAGCUUCGUGGAGCUGCAAUAAAGGGUCACCUUUCUAUGGUUCCUAUUGAUAUGAAACCUCAGCCAAUUAUUCUUGCCUACAUUGACCUUAACCUUGAGACUUUAGCUGCGGCAAGAAUGUUGACCUCAUCAGGUCCUGGGGGCCAAACUCAUUGGGGUGAUUCAGCAGCCAACAAUCCAUCCUCUGGCACUCAUUCUGCUGAUGCACAGUUGAAGCAAGAACUUGCUGCUAUAUUCAAGAAAAUUGGUGACAAGCAAACAUGCACCAUUGGUCUAUAUGAGCUAUAUCGCAUAACUCAACUAUACCCAAAGGUUGAUAUAUUUGCUCAGCUCCAAAAUGCUAGUGAGGCAUUUCGCACAUACAUUAGAGAUGGUUUAGCUCAGAUGGAGAAGAAUGCAGCAGCUGGAAGGACUCCCUCAAGUUUGCCAAUGUCAACCCCUCCUCCAUCAGCCUUAACAAUUUCUUCGCCUGAAUUUGCUCCUCUCUCCCCUGUACACACAAAUGCUUUAAAUGAUGCAAAAUCCUUGAAUAUUAAAUCUGAUCCAACAAACUUUAAUCUACCACCUUCAUAUAUUGAGGACAACAGGGCCAUGAAUGCCCUUACUUCUAGGGGAAUCACCUCAGAGAACUCAUUGGGGGACCAAAGAAAUGACAGAUUUAUAACUGGAGUAAACAGUGGGACAUUAGAUGCAAUCAGAGAAAGGAUGAAGAGCAUGCAAAUAGCAGCAGCAGCUGGUAACCCAAACACAGGAAGCAGGCCUCUAAUGUCCAUGAAUGACAACUCAAGCCAGGGACUUUCUAGUCAAAUUCCCCAUGCAUCAGACUGCUCUGGUGUAGAGAAUACGGUGCAGAGUGGGGUUCUUCCUAUGGAUGAGAAAGCGUUGUCUGGGCUUCAAGCCAGGAUGGAGAGGCUUAAAAGUGGGUCAAUUGAACAUGUGUAGAAAAACAAUUGGAGUAAAGAACGAGUAUUUUGUCAUCUUAUUCAUCACCCUGCUUUGUAAAUGGAUUGAGAGCCAGAAUGCAUUGAAAGGCAGUUGCCUCCAGUACAUAUAUAGUUGGGAUCUGUAUUGAGUUUCCCCUAUCCAGUUGAUGUCAUGGCAACCUUCGGUUUAGUUGCAGAGCUCUGCGGAAAGUAGCACUUUUUGGCCAGUGCUAAUGACUUUUAACGUUUCUGCGUAUAAUUGUAUAUUGUAGUUAAAUAUUCUUUUUGCAGAUGUGCCUGAUUUUCUUUUAUUUAAAACAAGUGUACUAACUCCUUAGUGCAGUUUGAGUAUAAAUUUCUGUAUUUGAUGUGUUAUUUCUGGCACAAGGAAAUUUUGAUUGAAAUGAACAGUGAUGUAUACAAAUUAUUCUUCCAAGUAAUGGCCAGCAUUAUCUUGCAUUGAAAA